AUGUCAUUUUCUUGCGCCAGAAACUUCCUACAACGGUUCUGUACUGAAGAUGUUCACUCACGACGCAUCCCGAAUCAUGGCAGCUGCUUUUCCAAUGAUCUCUUACCAUCACUUGGAGCCAGAAUAAACCAGACAACUAAACUCAGAAGACACAUCAUUUCACCAUAUGAUCCUCGAUAUAGGGCUUGGCAGAUGUGGCUCGUUGUUCUGGUCAUUUACUCUGCAUGGAUAUCUCCACUCCAGUUUGCAUUUCUAACUUACAAGAAAGACGUCCUUUUUCUAGUCGACAACAUUGUCAAUGGUUUUUUCGCCAUUGACUUGGUUCUCACCUUCUUUGUUGCCUAUCUCGAUAGCCAAUCUUGCCUCCUCGUCGACAAUCCUAAGAAAAUAGCAAUAAGGUACAUAUCUACCUGGUUUGUCUUCGAUGUCUCUUCCACUGCACCAUUUCAGCCCUUGAGCCUCCUGUUCAGAGAACAAAGCAGUGAACUUGGGUUCAAAUUACUCAACAUGCUCCGUCUAUGGCGUCUCAGGAGAGUCAGCUCCCUGUUUGCAAGGCUUGAGAAAGACAUCAGAUUCAACUACUUCUGGACUCGUUGCACGAAGCUUGUUUCUGUAACAUUAUUUGCGGUGCACUGUGCUGGAUGUUUCAACUAUCUCAUUGCAGACAGAUACCCUGACCCCACAAGAACCUGGAUUGGUGCAGUAAACCCUAAUUUCAAAGAAGACUCUCUGUGGAACAGAUAUGUCACUUCAAUGUAUUGGUCUAUCACUACAAUAACUACAACAGGAUAUGGAGACUUGCACGCCGAGAAUCCAAGAGAGAUGCUUUUUGAUAUAUUCUACAUGUUAUUCAACUUGGGGCUGACAUCUUACCUAAUCGGGAACAUGACAAACCUAGUCGUGCAUUGGACCAGCCGGACACGAAAUUUCAGGGACAUGUUCAGAGCUGCUUCAGAAUUUGCCACUAGGAAUCAGCUGCCACCCCGCAUACAGGACCAAAUGCUUUCACACAUAUCUCUGAAAUUCAAAACAGAAGGAUUGAAGCAACAAGAAACUGUGAAUGGCCUUCCGAAGGCUAUUCGUUCAAGCAUUGCACAUUAUCUCUUCUAUCCCAUUGUUGAAAACACCUAUCUGUUCCAAGGGGUGUCACAUGACUUCCUUUUCCAGCUGGUCUCAGAAAUGGAAGCUGAAUAUUUUUCACCAAGGGCAGAUGUCAUACUGCAGAACGAAUCUCCAUCAGACCUAUAUGUACUGGUGUCAGGAUCAGUGAAUUUCUUAUCCUCGGUUGAUGGACAUGAUCGAGUUGUUGGCAAAGCUACUGCAGUAGACCUGUUUGGGCAGAUGGGAGUUAUAUAUAACAAGCCUCAACCUUUCACCGUUAGGACUACCGAGCUUUCUCAAAUAUUGCGGCUCAGCAGAACUUCUCUAAUGAACACCAUACAGACAAAUGGGGAAGACGGGCAUCAAAUAAUGCAUAAUCUUUUCAUGGUGAGAGAGUAAACCUUCACGACACCAGAAGACUAACUGCUGGUAUUUUUGCAAUGUAAGUAGAAACUGCAAGGGCAAGAGAGCAUACCCUCUGAAUCCGACGGAGGAAUGAUCCCUAAAUGUUGUGCAAUAACAGGAAGUCAAGGCUACCAUUAUAGUAGAGGUUAUGCAGAUGUUGUGAAUGGCCAAACAACUCUGCAUGCUGCAGUAUCCAAGGGGCAUGUAGAAAUGGUAAAGAUUCUGCUUGAAGGAGGGGCAUACACAAACAAGCCAGAUGAUAGAGGGUGGACACCCAAGGCAAUUGCAACAGAAAGAGGACACAAAGGCAUAUACGACCUCUUAGUAAGCUACGAAAACAAAAUGGCAUUAAACACCCAGGUGACAGAUUUCAUUGAGCCGGAAACUGUAGGGCUCAACUCAGCAAAGGCAACUACAAAAGCCACUUCUUCAAGUUAUUUUGAUGACAGGGAAGCAAAAAGCGUAAACAAGAAGAGAGUGGCCAUCCAUAUGAAAUAUCAAGAUGAAAGAACAUCAAGCCAAUGGGGGAAACUGAUCAUCCUACCUGAUUCCAUGGAAGAGCUGCACAGGAUUGCUGGUAAGAUCUCUUUAGUCUCGGCAGAGAGUUUGAGCUUAAACCUGGAUAUUGUCUGCAAACAUCAUGAACUAGUUGAGUUUGAUAUGUACAAACAAAAUAAUGAACAUAUAGAAGAGAAAAAACCAGCAGAAAUCUUAUUACUCAGUUAAAUUGCAUUUUGUUUACUGCAUACUCAUCCGAUUUGUCAGCAACUUGUGACACUGCAGGUGAGAAAUAUGGAGGCUAUACAUUUGCAAAAGUCGUCAAUGCUGAAAAUGCAGACAUUGAUGACAUAUGUGUUAUUCAAGAUGGAGACC
Messenger RNA from Linum tenue, 2379 nucleotides. NCBI's taxonomy places the organism in Eukaryota, Viridiplantae, Streptophyta, Magnoliopsida, Malpighiales, Linaceae. The record is from the annotation of a GenBank genome assembly.